Messenger RNA from Anneissia japonica, 1402 nucleotides. RefSeq names its product scavenger receptor cysteine-rich domain superfamily protein-like. Gene Ontology annotation, cellular component: membrane. The transcript is spliced from 7 exons. The record is from RefSeq and is a predicted model, not a curated record. Bases 302 to 1402 code for a protein of 366 amino acids. Lineage: Eukaryota; Metazoa; Echinodermata; Crinoidea; Comatulida; Comatulidae.
UUACUACGAUGCGUCUUGUCGGAAUCAGUAAUAAACAGUACCUUUACAAUUUGUUGGUAAACAGACACGUAUUCUAGUAAUUUUAAAAUCAGCCUCGUUCUUUCCACAGACCGCUAAAAGGUCCAUAUUUUCUGAGAAUAUUUUUAAGCAAAGCACUCUGCAACAGCGAUUGUAAGUGUAAAGUAUCGGACUUAGGCUUACAUAUUUCUUUCUGGAAAAUUCACCACUGUCAGUUAUAUUCACAAUAUAUUGGAGACGCCACUAUACUUAUAAGAUAUUCGUAUCCUGACGACGCGUGGAUAUGCUCAAGUUAAGUUCCACGCCCAUGUGGGCGAUAUUAUUAAUAUUGGCUUUUCUAUGCUCUGUAUUCAUUGCUGAAGGUGUUUCUUCUGUGAGUCGCCGCUCAGUGAGUCGGUCCGGUUGUCAAAAUUCAACGUAUCUGUAUAUACAAGAGUGUGUUGAAAAAUGUCCCACUGGCUAUUUUCCAAAUGCAGACAGUUUGACUUGCCUACAAUGUAGCGCACCCUGUCAAACCUGCACGGGUACUUCAACGAAAUGCACAAGUUGUAUUGCGCCAAAGUAUCUAAAAGGCGACAAUUGCGUAAACAAUUGUUUUCCGAUGUUAUCUAAGGGGCCUGCCAGAAGCAGUGUACGACUUGUAGGAGGGGCAUCCAAUUUCGAGGGUAGGGUUGAAGUGUACCACAACGGGCGCUGGGGUACAGUAUGUGAUGAUGGAUGGAAUAUAGGUAACGCCAAUGUCGUCUGUAGAGAGCUACAACUAGGGGACGCGCUUGAAGCUGUGACAGCCGCUGAUGUAGGCUUUGCUCCUGCAUCCACUAGGACACCGAUUAUGCUUGACAACGUUAACUGCCAAGGCAAAGAAAGUAAAUUAGAAUUUUGCGUGCCUACUCUGUCAUGGGAGCUUCACAACUGUGGCCAUAAUGAGGAUGCAGGUGUCCGUUGUUCAGGUCCUGACCGUUCCCGGCUAUGUGUGUCGUCAUGCGGCGAUGGAUAUUAUCGCGUGCCGAACAGUAACCAAUGUCAAUUAUGUUCGGAAGAUUGCCGAACGUGUUACAAAGUGGAAACGCAUUGCUUAACUUGCUCGCAUCCGAGAUUUCUUGACGGUAACAAAUGCGUCGAAAUCUGUCCCGCUGGUUACUAUGGCAACCUUGAUAGUCGUACUUGUAAACCGUGUAAUAGUAAUUGUCGCAACUGUGAAAAUGGUAUAAAUAAUGAUAUUUGUACCAGUUGUCACGACGGUAUGUUUCUAAGCGACCGAAAGACCUGCAUCGAAAGUUGUGCGCCCUACCUUUCCAAGAAUAUGCCAAUUCGCUUAGCAGAUGGCAACACACCAUUUGAAGGACGUGUGGAGGUUCUAUAUUAUAUGGGAGUGAACUUUUAA